Molecule: messenger RNA, 705 nt
Organism: Adineta ricciae
Lineage: Eukaryota; Metazoa; Rotifera; Eurotatoria; Adinetida; Adinetidae
Source: the annotation of a GenBank genome assembly
AUGAUUUCAACUUUGACACAAAAUAUAGUUGUCUCCUUGAUCGUCACCGGGAUUACUUUCAGCGUUGUGUUUUUGCUCAAUCAUUUGCAUAAACGCAAUGCAAUUACAAAUGAAGUAUCACGAAAAGUGACUCAUAUUGGUGCUGGCACACUCUAUCUCGCUCUCUAUUUUUACGAUGAUCGCGGCCACCUCUUGAAAUAUUUGAACAUCUUUCCAAAUGUUCUGUGGACUGGUAUACUUCUAUGGAUUGGUCAACGCCGCUCACCAGAUCAUCGACAAGCGAGAGUUGUGCUCAAUGUUAUGACACGAAUGCGCAACCAGCAUGAACUCUUACGUGGACCGCUAUUUUUUAACUUUGUUAUGAUCAUCUGUGGCACAAUUUUCUAUAAAACAGUAUUAGGUUCGAUUAUCAUGGGAACGUUGACUUGGGGCGACGGUUUAGCCGCCGUCAUCGGCGUUCGCUACGGGAAUCAACGAAAAAUUUAUAAAAACAAGUCCCUGGAUGGAUCACUGAGUUUUCUCAUCGCUGGAAUUCUCGCAUCAAUAAUCUACACAUCAAUUCUCGUUAAUUUUCAAUCAGUUGCUCUGUUCAAGUUUAGUGUUAUAUGUUUCAGUGCAACUGUAGUAGAGGCAUUAACUCCGUCCGAUUUCGAUAAUUUAACAAUUCCACUAUGCAUUGCCUUUACAUAUUUUUUUCUUUUUUAA